Molecule: messenger RNA, 2754 nt
Organism: Linum tenue
Lineage: Eukaryota; Viridiplantae; Streptophyta; Magnoliopsida; Malpighiales; Linaceae
Source: the annotation of a GenBank genome assembly
CAUCGAUCUUCCUCUUCCAAUUGUGCAUAUUGUAACACAAAAAUCAUGAAAGGUUUUUCCAGUUAUAAAUCGGCUCUCAUUUCCCCAAUCCAACAAAUUUCCAGAACCCUAAUUUUGUAGUCAGGGUUCCCCAAGUAACUUGGGCAAUUUUCUACCCCUGCUUUCCACAUUCGAUCUCUUCCACCCCGAUUCAGAUCGUGGGGAUGCAUUGAUUCGACUCCGCGAAUUGAAUUAAGUCAAUUCCUACAUCCCGCGCUCUGAGCUGAAGCCGCGCCAAUUCCCCAGAACCUAAGCAGUUCUUCUUCUUGUUUCUUUUGUCGGGGGCAAUCCUGUGGUUUGGGGGGAUUUGUCGUUUCCGUGGCUCUAUGGCGGAUCAAGAUGAAGAUGACCUCCGAAUGGCUCUUAGGUUGAGUAUGCAGAACCCUUCGACUCCAGAGCCCAAGCUGCAGAAUUCCCCGCCGGAACCCAAGCGGAGCAAGCCCAGGGACGCUGCUGCUGUAGCAGGAGGAGGGGCCUCGGUCUCGCCGGAUGAUUCGAGGAGACUGCAGAGAGAGCUCAUGGCCGCUGCAGCUGAGAAGCGUAUGCAGGCUGCCAAGAUUGUCUCGCCCUCAAAGUCUGUGACUUCCAGUGCUACUGCUGUUACUGGCAGCAGCGCUGUAAAGACUGCUGAUUCUGCUAUGAAGGAGAAAGACGGGAGCUUGAAGGAGUGUCAUUUAGGGCGGGAAUUGUCGAUGGAGGAGGCGAACCAAUUGUUCUCUAUGGUGUUUGGCGCCGGCGUUUCCAAGGGCAUUCUUGCUCAGUGGAGCAAUCAGGGCAUAAGGUUUAGCUCUGAUCCAGAAACGUCUAUGGGCCUAGUGCAGCAUGAAGGUGGGCCCUGCGGAGUCUUAGCAACAAUACAAGCAUUCGUUCUCAAAUACAUCCUUUUCUUUCCUCAUGAAGUAGGUAAAGCUGGGCCCAGCAUGCAUCAAAAUCCUGGUUCUGGAAGAUUGUCCAAGACUAGAUAUGUUGCUUCAUACAAUUUCUCACGACUUACUGAAGAUGGAAGAGCAAGAGCCUUGGUCAAAAGUAUGAGUGAAAUAUUGUUCCUAUGUGGAAGUGGUGAUAGGGCUGUGAUUGCCACAUUGAAUAACACAGAUAAUGGUAAAGAGAGCUCCUCAAAGGACGAGAUUAUUGCAAAAGCACUUGAAAGCCUUUCUAUUGAAUCAGCCUCUGACUUGCAAAAGGUUCUUAGAGUCGACACAUUCACAAACGAAGCAAGCGCAUUGCAGAGACUUAAGGAGACAAUUCCCAUCUUCCAAUCUCGGAUGGGAGCGCUGCUAUUCCUUAUUUCUGCACUGCUUUCUCGAGGAUUGGACAACGUUCAAUCGGACAGAGAUGAUCCCAGUCUCCCACUGGUCACGGCACCUUUUGGUCAUGCCUCGCAGGAAAUAGUCAACUUACUGCUUUGCGGCCAGGCAGUUGCUAACGUGUUUGAUGGCCGGAUGGAUUUGGGUGGUGGAAUGUUUCUGAAAGGUAUAUCAAGUGGCGUGGAAGUUGGGUUUCUCACCCUUUUAGAAUCCCUCAAUUUCUGCAAAGUUGGUCACCAUCUAAAAACCCCAGAGUGGCCCAUAUGGGUUAUUGGCAGCGAGUCCCACUACACAGUUCUAUUUGCUCUUGACACCUCUGUCCAAGACGAGAACGAGCUGGAGCAGAGAGAAUCAGAAAUUCGAAAAGCUUUUGAUGCCCAAGACCAGAGUGGCGGCGGCGGAUUCAUCAGUGUGGAAGGUUUCCAGCAGGUCCUUCAAGAUGCCAGCAUCAGACUACCGACAGAGAAAGUCGAUCUUCUCUGCAGCACUGGUUUCAUUGUGUGGAGUGAAUUCUGGCAGGCUGUUCUUGAUCUGGACAAGAGUUUAGGUGGGUUAAAGGAUUCAAGUGGUUCGAUGGGGAAGAAAGUGUUUGAUCUUUACCAUUUCAACGGCAUUGCAAAAUCCGACUUGAAUGGUAGUAGCAAUGCAUCAGUUGGAGGUGAGGCACCGGUACAGAGACCUAGGCUUACAAAGCUCAAGGUUUCAGUGCCACCAAGGUGGACUCCCGAGGAGUUCAUGACUGAUGUAGCUAUGUCCUCUGCUUCUGCUUCAUCUGGUAGUGGUGAAUCUAAAGACAUGGAAGUGAAUAAGCCCGAGCCUUGCCAGCACGCCCCACUUGUGGACUGCGUCAGAACUAGGUGGGCUCGCGCCAGUUGUAAUUGGGCUGGGGAUCCUCCCAGUAUAGUCUGAAGCAAAAAAGGGCAAAUCACCGGAGGCAGAGAAAUGGCGAAAUCACCAGAAGCGUGGCAGGUGUUGAGAGAAGAUGAGAAAGAAGGCAACUUUAUGCAGGCUGAAGAGAUUUCCAGGGUCAUUUCUUGCAAUGUACGAUUGUAGCUUCUCUGUAUUUCUUUGUUGGUCAAAUUCAUGAUUGUAGUAAUUCGAUUCUUCAGAUGCUAUAAAAGGGAGAGAAGAACGAUUUGUCUAGUUUGGUGCCCUUGGUUGUUGCACUCUGUAAAAUGUGAAAUGGGGUUUUGCAGAAUUUUUAACUGUUUGAUCAGCUGUUAGUUGAAUUGAACCCCUUUUGGUCGCCGCUUUUGUAACAACUUUCGUUUACCGUGGUUGCCAAGUUCUGUCCAGGUCAUCCAAAUUUUUUAACCUGAACAAGUCAAUAAACCUUGGCUUCCUGUCAUUCAUUACUGAAAGGUUGAGAGUAAUUAUUGCAUUUUAUGGUUAACUGCUCUGCCGAGAC